CAUCCGUCGUCUCUAAAUCUUCUCGCAACUCUCACGAUUGUUCCGAUUGAAAUAUUUACUCACGUCGGCCCUGCUGUUGAUGGUGCUCCGUUUGGGCCGCAACAGGACGUCCUUGAAGUCCAGCUUGAUGUCGUUCUGGAUGUUGGGCAUGGCUGCAGGACGAGGUAGCAAUUAAACGUCAGUCUCAACACCUCUGCUAAAAAUAGCCCGGGCUCUCUUCUCUUUGUCUUGCUAAAAGCGCCGGCCGAUCUGCUUGCGAGCCUCGAUCUCCAUCAACUGGCACUGAUUCGCCCCGGCGCCCGCAACGUCUCCCCUGGUGCUUUUUGCAGACACCGUCCGUACCGUGAACGUGAAGACACCCCUGCCGUGGUACCCUGCCUGAUGCGCACUCGCCCACUGCGCAGCUCCUCUUGUUUACGUCACUUUGGUGCCGACCGGACCAGCUGGUCGCCAAAACGCCUUCGGAUCGCCGCAGUUUCGCACGCAAGGUUGACUUUUCUGUUCGUGUUCCACGCGUCCAUCGAUUUCCCAGUCCGAGGGUUGCAAUUUUGGCAAAGAUGCCGUCGGCCGGCGAAGUUUUCAACAAUUACCUGCUACACAUUUCUCCAGAGAAAAUUUACAUCGAGCCCAUAGGAGAGAAAGGACUGCUGGUGAUCGACCGGGUGACCCAGGAAGUCUAUUUAAGCCAUGAAACAAACAGCAUAAUUCCCCCUUCAGCAAGUACGAAGCCGAUAUGUGGAAUCAUCGGCAUGACUAAACUCAUCGCCGGCCCUUACUUGAUCGUGAUCACGAAGAAAAAACUCAUCGGACAGAUCAAUGGCCAAAACGUUUGGCAAGUGACCGGCGCUGAUAUUAUUUGCUGCACCAGAACCCUUCUGCAUCUCACUGAAGCCCAGGCUGCAGAAAACAAAACGCUGGUCUCGAUGAUCGAAUUUAUGCUCACCGUUCCGUACUUUUACUUCUCUUACUCGUACGACUUGACUCAUACACUCCAAAGGCUUCACAACACCACUCCAGAAUAUCUACAGUCCCCACUUCACGAAAGAGCCGAUCCUCGAUUUGUGUGGAAUGGUCACAUGUUGAGGGACUUCUCGUCUCAGCCUGAGUUGAGCCAGUUCUGCCUACCGUUGAUACUGGGCUUCAUUUCCAUAAACUCGUGCAACUUGAACGGCAAAACGUUCCUGUGGACGUUGGUCUCGAGACGCAGCUGCCACAGGGCCGGCACCAGAUUCUUCAUGCGUGGCAUCGACAGCGAAGGGCAGGUUGCCAACUUUGUCGAGACUGAGCAAAUUUUGGAGUUCCAAGGUGACAAGUGCUCAUUCGUCCAAACGAGAGGUUCGAUUCCUCUGUACUGGAGUCAAUUACCUAAUCUCAAGUACAAACCGUCUCCGCGCCUGAGCCAAGUGGAUAACCACGCUGAAGCCUUUGCAAGGCACUUUGACACCCAAAUCUUCCACUACGGCAGACAAGUGCUUAUCAACUUGAUCGAUCAAAGGGGUGCUGAAUUCGUUUUAGAACAAGCAUAUCAGGAAAUGGUCACACUCACCUCCAACCCGAACAUUAGGUACGAAGCUUUUGACUUUCAUCACGAGUGUCGGAAAAUGCGCUGGGAGAGACUCAACAUUCUGAUCGAUCGUUUGGCCCACGAGCAAGACGAGUUCGGCCAGUUCAUCCUUGCAAGGGACGGUGCUCUCAUUAAUCAGCAGGAAGGUGUUUUCCGCACCAACUGCAUCGACUGCCUUGACAGGACUAACGUCGUCCAAAGCAUGCUGGCCAGGAGAGCACUCCAGUAUGCCCUCGAAAGAUUCGGCAUUCUGAGCAGUGGUCAAAAAGUGGAAGAUCAGCCAGCAUUCGAGCGACUGUUCAAGCACGUCUGGGCUGACAACGCAGAUGCUAUUAGUGAGCAAUAUUCUGGGACGAAGGCGCUGAAAACCGACUUCACCAGAACCGGAAAGCGGACUGUCUCUGGAGCUCUCGCAGACGGCAUCAAUUCCCUGACCAGAUAUGUCAAGAACAAUUUCCAUGAUGGCUUCAGACAAGAUGCCAUCGACUUGUUUUUGGGCAACUACUUUGUUGAAGACCAUGACAAGACGCAACCCGCGCCAUCACCACUUGCCCUGAGACAGAGAGACUGGAAAUAUCUUACAUUCCCUCUCGUUUUGGCAAGCGCCAUUGCAAUGUUCUUUGCAAACUUCUUCACCCCAUUCGAACAUACCACAUUCACGCUGCUGUGUUUGCUCUUCUGGGGCUCCAUGAUUUUCAUCACUGCCAUCUCAAUUCUGCGCUAUGGUCCCGAGUACGUGGAUGCACCGAGGCUCAAUAGCAACCGCAAUAGGGUCUUGACGAUAGAUUAAUAAGGUAGGAGUGAUGCGCAAUUUUUAUUUUUAUUUUAAUAGCAGCUGAAUUUUUUAAUUGUCUAUCGCAAUCGAUAGAUACCAAGAAGUGGAACUUGUUUUGCUUUUUUUUUUGUCAAACGACAUCACUCGCUACUUAAAAAAAAGUAAAAUGCAAAUAGAAAUGAAGCUCUCGGUGAAAUUGAUUUUUUUUAAAGCGUUGUUGUUGUUUUAUCAAUUUAUAGGAUUAUUAAAUUAAUUGAAAAGAAAUAAAAUUGGAGGCGAGAGUCUCUGCUUCCAAGAGUUAUGAGUAUUAAAGCACAUGUAUAUUUGUUCAUUUAAAUUAAUUAAUCAAUUAAACAUACAAUACAAUAAAAACUGUCAUGUUUGAGCAACAUACAAACAUUUGAAAUGGAGACACGCCUCUCUAGGAACUUGCAGCAGCUUUGUUGCUCUGCUCAGUUCUCUGGGUUGUAAACGUCUCUGCCGGCAAUGCCGGUGCCCUCGGAAUCGCCGAUCCAAGGGUACCUAUUGGGGCACUCCCUGCAUGUUGUCAGGUACCUGGAUCGAAAGCAAUCUCAAUUAUUUGUCCUGCUCAGUAGGAGCGUAAAAAAAUAAUAAAAAGUAAAAUCAAGUUAUGGAAUAGAUUUUAGAUUUAUUGAAUUAAUUUGGGAUUUUUACCUUGUUGAUGUAACGUUUGCGUCGGGAGCCCUGAACGAAAGUGGGCAUUUGUUGGGUAAAUUGCAUGGAACUGAGGUUGUCGCUUCCUUCAGGCAAUUCCAGGGCUCAAAGUUUGUGAGGUCCUUGACAGGCUUGGGGUCGGUUAUCCAGACGAGGGCCUGAGUUGUCGUCAAAACCCAAACGUCAGGCCUGUUUUGAUACAUAUUUAUUUUAUCCCACUCCGAUUUUGAAUUAAAAAUCUUACAAUUUCAUCGCCCAGUCCAAGAAUUUGUGGAAUCCGGCUUCAAGUUCCUUGAUCUGGAACCAGUUUGUGUGGAAAGGCAUCAUGUACGGCGCGCGGUUUUGCUGGUAGUAACGAUUGAAGUCCUCCUUGAGCCACUCGAACACGUCGCUGGGGUCGUGGUUGUGCAGGACGCACUGGUCCAAGUACGGACAGUGACCACCCUCGUAAGUCUCGACGUAGUGGGCGUUCAGGGGCACUUCCCAGAUUCCUGCACAUUUAUCGCUGUAUUUUUGUUUCCCGUUAAAUAAAAUCUACCGACCUGGGAAUGACUUAGUGGGGCACGUGCCAGCCUUGCAGUCAUGGGGGAUUUUGUAGUCGAGUGUGUAGGGCCAGAGAGGAAUCCUCGAAGGCGGCACUCCGAUGGAGCUGUCGUAAAUGUAGCCAAAGUCCUCCAAAACUUCGUAUUGCGCGUUCCUGCCUGGUUUCAGAUACGGAGCUCUCAUUCCAACAAUGUCGCUGCGGGAAACGUUGGCCCAGUGGCGCAGGAUUUCUCUCUGACCAAUCAUCUCGCCAACCCACUCUUCGUACCCCUUAUUUUCCAGAUCUUGUUGAACACUGAAAUUUUCGAUUUUAAAAACAUGAUAUCAAUUAAUAAUCAUUUUGUUGAUAAAGCAAUAAAAAAAGUUUAGAUUUGAUUAUUGAUUAAUUUUAAAAAUAUCCACUUGCAUAUUUUUUGUUUCUUUCUUUUUCAAAUUCUUAAACUUACGAAAUAGUCUCGGUCGCGAUUUCGUGGUGCUGACUGGCCAAUUCCUGGAUCAUGUGGUAGUUGCUGUACUCGUGGGAGACAAAGAAUGUGCCCCUGAUUGCGCAACCGUUUGGAUUUUUGCGAUCUCCGUUGAAAAUUUUCUUGUAGUGCUCGUAAUUGUUCAGGUUGACGGCGCCGUCGAAAGUCAACAAAAUCAUUUGGGGUGUCUAUUGAAAUACGCAUUUCCAUCAAACAACCCUUAAAUUAUUUUCUUUUUAUCUCACUUGGCUAGGUUCAACGUCUCCGGGAAUCUUGGUUCCGUCCUUUGAGCAGAAACAGUAGGGCAACGAGCAGGCAGCGGUGUCGCACUUUUUGGCCUUGUCGAGAGACACCUCUGUGAUAGGCGCAGGUGCUGAAAAGGGAAAAAAAUUAAUGAAAAAUGCAAUUUAUUUGCAUUUUCAAAUUUGCUCACUGGCAGGAAUUGGUCCACAACGAGCUUCAUCUUUGAAUGUGCACAAUUUCUUGAUGUCGUCAAAAUAAAGUCCCGAGGGACAUCUGUUCAGGUAGGGGUAGUUGUCGACACACUAAUAAAGAUUAAGUUAUUAAUUAAUUUAAUUCAUAAUUCUCAAAAGAAUUUAGAAUUUUACCUGGUAAAAUCUUCGGCAUGUGGCAGGAUCAGCAAAAUUUCCAUUUCCCUCUCCUUCCGGACAAAUGAAUUCUGAUUCUGUUGCUCUCCGUAAUCGUUCACCUUGAAAUUAUAAAACAAUGAUAAUAAGUUUCUUUACUUCUUAUUUUGUAUCUUGGGAAUGAAAUGAGUUUAAUUUCACUUAAAAUAUAAUUUGAUAUUAUCGUAAAGUCUUUUGCAUCAGCCACAAUAUUUCAAUCCUUUUGAAUCACUAAUAAUUAAUUUUGUGAAGAUCAUUUAUAAUUUACGCAUUUUGUUAUUAGCAUUUCCUCAUUCAAUUAUUAUAAUUAAUUUCUAGAUAAACAGCCACUUCCUUGUAUUUAAAAAUUUCAUGAAAAAAUCUGAGAAUGUGGCAUUGUACGCCAGCAAAUACAACAACGCCUAUAAGCUCACUUAAUUUGAAGGUGACUUUGACUGCGACGCCAUCAUUUUUUUAUAGAAAACUUUUCCUCAUGGCUUAUGGAAUAAAUUAAUUUUUUAUUAACAUAAUACACACGCAAUCAACCAAAAAAAAUAACUUUUGAAGUUAGAAAGGAACGCGCAGUUGACAGCACAAAAGCACUCCGCCCUUUUUCAAACACGGUUUUAUGAAAAUUUCGUCAGCAGUCCGUCUCCAAGGCUGUCUUGCAGCAGACAAAGUUUCAAACAGGAUUGAAAUUUUUCCUUAAACAGGUUGCGGUGGACAAAAAAAAACGGAGCCAAUGCCACGGCGAUUGACUUGCAAACUAUAUACAUAGGAAGUAGCGCUUUUCCAAUCGAGGGCGAAAAUAAAAUCGUGCGUUCGAUUUCCUUUCCUUCUCGCGACAGAAAAUGCAAAGAAGAAAGAGCAAAAUCAGUAGAAAUGUGUAUCAUAGCCUCAUUAUCAUCAUCACUGUGCUGGCCGAAAGCACUUUCUCCCCGACGCUUUUAAUUCAGGCCAAUAUAAUACCUCACGUGUGUGUUUGUAUUUAUGGUCGGUCACUGAUCCAUAUAACUUGUAUAUUUGCAUAAAUGCGCCGCGGUAUCUUUAGAUUUCUCGCGGCGUACUCUCUUUGCAAAUUAAAAGCAGGUUGCACUGCCAAUUACAGAAGUAGAUGAAGGAAAAUUAAAAAUAAAAAAUUUCUUUCACAAUCAACUAUGAAAAAGGAUUGUUAUGUUUUUAAACUUUAUAAAAUAAAACGAAAACGUUUUAAAUAAAUUUACCUCAGCCAUUAACGUUUAAAUCAACAUAUUUUUGCAAGUAUUCCUAGAAACAUGAUGAAUUAAAAAUGAAGCAACUUUUCUUUGUAAAUUAAUAAAUUUGUAAAGAAUUUUCUUUGCUUCUUUUUAAUUUGCGCGAUUUUGUCUAACAAAUUUUGAAUACUUGAGGAAAAACGAUACAGUAAACAAUUUUAAACUCGUAUAUUAUAUUAUUUUAAACUUUGUAAGUAAAGGAGAGACUUGAGCAAAUAAACAUUCGAUCAAUUUUGAUGGAAAUUUUUCGCUACAUUAGCAUUGGUUUAAAGAUGUCAGUUCCAAGAAGGCAUAAUAAGAAAAUUGAAUUUAUCGGGAGAACUGAAUUUUUUGAAAUUUCUGAAGGGAAUUUUCUAAAAUAUUUUUUUUUCUCAAAAUAAGCCCGAAUAAAAUUGAUAAAAAUUUCAGCAAAUCACGUUCAUAUCACCUCAAUUAACAUAGAAUAAAAAUUUACAUUGAUCUCAUAUUGGAAAAGGUUGAAAAGUUUUAUUUACAGUGUUGGAGUCGUUAGAAAAUCUUUUGAAAUUAGGUCUAACGAGACAUUACUCUAUAUAAGUUUUGUCGGCCCCGAGAACGUGAGUACCGACUCAUGAGUUAGUUUAAAAAUUUUACUCUUCAGGAAGGUAAUUGCUGAGAAGAAACCGGGCGCAUUUCUCACACUGGCUGCAACAUUCUAUAUUUUCAUAUAUAUUUAUACACAUUUUUCACUCAGUCGCGCGCGCGGCCGAGAGAAAUGAAACGAAUUAUGGUGUGUGUGCCGACGACUAUAGAAAGUUUUGUAAAAUGUGAAUGUCAACCGCGUGCGACCUCACAAAUAAUUAUGUUCUCGCAGUGAAAUUUCGGGCCGAGAGAUAUAUGAACAAAAAAUUUCAACAAACGAAAAGAACCUUCUGGAAAUGAUCCGGAGAGAGAGAGAGAAUCGUGUAUGGUAAUUUAGUAAUGACAGAGAGACGCUUAACGGGACCUUUAAAAAAGCACGGACCGAUAAAUGAAUGUUAAAUUCAAUCGCCGGCGGUGUUCACGGUUCCUUGAAAUUCGUAGAGAGGAAAAGUUAAUACGGAGCGUAAUUAUAUUUGAUAAUUGUUUGUUUUCCUCAAAAGAAUAAAUUACACACACACAAACGCGGCGUCAAAAGCUGAUGACAUUGAUCUACUCCCGGGUCACUUUCACUUGUUUGUAAGAAUCAAUAAAAUUGGUGAGCAUUCUCCAGUGUUUGGUAAUAAGCAAUAAUUGCGUCUGACUGGUUUUUUUGUCACACCACCUGCUCUCAUUACAAAUGAGGAGACUGCAAAUUUAUCUUAUUAAACGAUUUCAAAAGUAAUAAGAGAAAAAGGAAAAUAUUUAUAUGUAAAUUGAGGAAAAUUCUAAAUAACUUACUCAACAAAAAUGUUCUUUUUCUUACGAAAGAUAUUCAAAUUAAUUGUGACAAAGUAAAACGCGGAAGUUGAACAAAGUUGAUCUCACCUGUGACUAUGGCUAAUGUAACGAGCCCAACGGCGGCGACCAAAAGCGGUCGUCUCGAUGAGGUGCACUUCAUUGCUCGCAAUGUCUCGGACAACUAGUCGGUCGGGCAGGCCGCGACUCGCGCCUCUCUCGGCUCGCUGGGUCGGCCCCAGAGAGUGGUGAACGCGCGAGCGAGUGGAGGAGAAAAAUAUCUCAAUGGCCAGGUGAAAUGCUAGGUCGUCGGCUGGCGCGGCACAUCUCGCGCUUUCCAAUAAAACGACACUGCCCCGAACAAUAAGAGUUCUUAGAUUUCUAUUUCACGCUGAAAUGCUAUAUCUGCUCCUCAUUUUUUUUUUCUGUUCAUUCCGCCGAGUCGCGAUUCGGGCGGCCGCGGGGGCCGCGGGACCCCAGGGGUCGAUUAUUGCGAGCUGACCUAGUAGUCGGCUCAUGUUUCUUUCUUUUUAAUCAAGGUCAUUAGAUGCGAGCAAAAGCCGGUCCCCGGCAGGCAGACGGACGAACUCACUUUCCACCUCGCACACCUUCCUCCUUUUCAUUUAAAUUAAUCCUGCAUGCGCGGAUGGCUGAAUAGAAAUUCACUCGCGCUCAUGGAAAUCAUUUGCGAUCGAGUUUUCUCGCGAUUUUUUAUUUUGCAAAUAGACAAAUAUGCGCAAAAUUCAAAUACAAAAAUUUAUAUAAUUUAUAUUUAUUUCCUCCCAAUUCAGAUUCAUUGAAAUCUGCCCUUCCAUCAAAAUCAAAGCGUUUUUUAAAGCAAACACUUAAAAUGGCCCAACACAUUUGAAUUUCUGCCAUCACGACUUAGAAUUAUUUAUUUAUCAGUUUCAAAGAUGCUCAGCGAGCCUUGAAUUUUCUGAAAACGAUAUAAAAAAGUCAGUUUUCUGUUUCUUUUAUUUUUUGGGAAUGAUUCAAAAGCAGACCAGAGACUGUCACUUGAACAGACGUUUAUUUUACAAUUCAUCUUUGGCUGCUAAAUUCGACCUUUCAUUGUUAAUAAAAUAAUUUACAAUUUACAUUUAACAUGUGUUCUGAAGUAUUAGUAAUUUAUUUUCAGGAAUAUUCAAUCACAGUGCUGAAUUUUUCACAUUCAAAAAUUAUUUGUUCAAAAUAUUUUUAUAUAUUAUUUUAUUAGUGAUUUUAUCUAGUAAUAAUUAAAUUUACUUGUUACUAUAAAAUUAGUAUUAAAAUAAAAAAAUUGUUUUAAAGAUACUUUUAUGAAAUAAAUAUAUAUUUAUGACUAAGUAAAAGUACAUCAAUAAUAAUAUUAAUGGCUACGGAUUGAGCUGCUUCAAACUAUCCGAAUCAGUGUUGUCGUUUCCUUGUUGUGGCUAUUUACAAUCAUUCCGCGGAUAAUUCAAAGUAAAUCGAUUUGAGAGAGUGCUCGGUGAAAAUUUCGCGCUUUGUUCUUCUUUACAAAUAAGAGUUGUAGUUGUUCUUGGUCCCGCUCCUCGAUAUGCUGAAUUGCCUGGACGCGUUGUUGUAGAUCCGCGAGCCUUUUUUGCCGCCCAGAUGCAGCAGCUGAAAGCAAACAAUUUGCAAAAAAUGCUUCCGCGGUUCUUGAAUGCAUUUUAAUUUCAUACCUUCUUGAUUUUGUGCCAGGAGAACGUGCCGUCCGGAACCAUUUGUUGCCAGGACUCGAUGGCAAAGUCCGGUAUCAGGGCAGCGACCACGAUCACCGUGGUCAGCAGCCAGAAAUUUGGCGAUUCCAGCAUCACCACAUAGCCAAAUAGUUUGUCCGUAUUUCGACCACCACUGAAAAUAUUUUCAUUUUUUUAUUUUUAUUUUUUUAACUUGAAAACAAUUUCAAUUUUUCCAAUCAAGUCAUACUCACAGACUGAAUCCAGGAAGUAUGCAGUAAAUAACUACCAAUCCCAUGAAAAGGGGGAAAAUGCUGGCGACAAUGGCGACAAGAAGUGGCCAGGACCAGUAUCGGCUCAUGAUCAAAACUUUCAAGUUGACCACAAUGACGACGUUGUGCAUCGUCGCCGUUCCCAAAAUCCAAAGACCCGCGUCCGAACCGUUCCCGUUCAAAGCAGUGCUGUUGACUUGCAAGUAGAGCAAAACGCCAAAGUAGCAGCAAAUUGCGUGCCACAAUCCUGCGAUUAAUUUUUUUUUUCAUCAAUAUAAUUAAAAAAAGAGCUAAAAUUACCGUGGGCCACCCAGCCCAUAAAUUUAGGCCAUUCCAUCAGUUUGUUUUUGCGGUGCCUGAGAUAAUUUUCCGGAUGAGCCAGAAGGGUGUCGGCACUCAAAUCUUGCUCCGUGAUUCCGAAAAGGACGACGGGGAAGAAUGAGAAGAUCACGUUGUACAGAGUGAUGUAGAAACCGUCGUACAAAGCCUGCAAAACGAAACAUUUUAUAUUUAUUUAUUUAGAGCUUUUUUUAGAUUAAUUACAGUGGUGGACCAGAAGUUGAUGAAUUGGAAAAACACUUGCGGCGUCACGUAAGCGAUGUUUUUGUAGAAAAAGUACUCGACCAGCAUGGCUGCCCUGCGGUAGUACCAGUGGCCGUGCACCAAAAACGCGCGUCUCAGGUGCUGGAAUCGGGGAAUGGCGAAGUCCGAACUGAGAACGGCCUGACGACCUUCCUUUCCGACAACGCCUGGGCGAAAUUUUUAUUUUGAUAUAUAAAUAUUUUUGCAAAAGUAUUAAAAACUUGGCCCAACCAAUUCCGACGUGGGCUUCCAUGAUCAUUGACACGUCGUUGGCUCCGUCUCCAAUCGCAGAGGUCGUAGGACGUUCUUUGGACGCUUUCAUCAGAGCCACAAUCUUAACAAGAGUUUAAAAAAAUCUAUUUGUUAGUAAAUUUCGGGUGAAAACUAAUUAACCAGAAGUCUGUGGUUAAUCUAAAUUAAAAAUAAAUCUACUGAGCUGUGUUCCAUAAGAAGAAAUUUUGAAGUCGAAAUUUUCACUGAUUUUCUUUUUGCCAAAUUAAUUGAACUCAUUUUGAUGAAAUCUUUGUCAAUUUUUAUUAGGUUGAUUUGGAGCGAAAGAAAAAACUAAUUUAGAAUAUUCUUAAAGGAAACAACGUUAAUUUAAAAAAAAAAAUUAAGUUCUAUAUAUCAAUGAAUUAAAUUUUUCUUAUGACGUCACCUUAAACAAAAUUUUCAAAACCGAUGCUACUCUAUAGGGAAAAAUUUUUUCGCUGUUUUAAAGCAGAAGCUCCUCAUAAAAUAUCUAAUUAAAAUAAACUUAAAAGUAAUGAGAAAAAAUUGAAACUGGACGAACCUAGUUGCAAAGAUAAAAUGAAAAAAUAAAGGACAACUGACCCCAGAAGGCGACCUGCAAUCUGCUGGCGCUUUAAAAACCUAGGGGUUUGUUGUGAUCAAAUUAAAACUACGUGGGAGGAAUUCAUAGAAAAAAUUAAACGGGGAGAAUUUGAUUUUAAUGAACAAAAAUUGCGGAAAUUAAUUAAGCAAAUGAUUCAGUCCAUAGCUUCAUACUUUGCUUAAUUAAUAUCUACAAUUUUUGUUAAUUAAAAUUAAAAUUUCUCCAUUUUAUUUUUUAUUAAUUCCUCCCACUUACUUUUAGUUUGGACACGACAAAACCCUAGGUUUUCAAAGCACCACCAGACCUCAGGUUGCCUUUGGAGGGUCAGUUGUCCUAUAUUUUCUCAUUUUUUCUUCGAAACGAUCUUUGGCCGGUUUAAAUUUUUCAUGAAAUCCACCUUGAGUGUCAUAGCACGCAAUUUAAAGUAAUAAUUAAUUUCAAUUUAUUCUUUUUUUUUAGUGCAGUUUUUUUUCUAUAUUUUGUUUAUACCUCACACUUCUGCAAGGGUGACAGACGACAAGCCAGAACAGUCGCACACAUUGAGCCAACCUCACGCAAAAGUUCAGGUCCAUGUUUCAGGGCCAUCGCCAAACUGGAUCCGUCCACAACCAAACUGUGUUUCUUCUGAGGAUCACUAAUGAUUCUCAACCUGAUUUAAAAGUAAAAAAAUUAUACUAAUUUUUGUAAAGAUUCUUGUUUGAUAAUUACUUGAUGUCGUGCAAUUCCUGGAUGCACUCGUCGUUGCUCUUUUGUUCGACCAGCAUUUGCUGGACGGUGUCGGGUUUGAGGUGUUUGCACGACAGGCUGACGUUGAUGGCCGUUUCCACUUUGUCGCCGGUGAGCACCCACACUUUGAUUCCGGCCGCGGCCAGACUUUCCAGGGUCUCGGACACGCCGGGUUGCAGUCGGUCCUCGACCCCGGUCGCACCGAUCAACUCGAGGUCUCUUUCGAGGGCUUCAUUGGCCGCUUUCACAGCAACCGCUCGAUUUUCGCCUAUCAUCUGCCGCGCCUCUUGCAGAUUUUUGUUCAGAUUGUUCCAGUCGUCGCGAGUUAGGGCUCGACGGGCGAUCACAAGAGUCCUCAGACCAAGCUAGGAAUUGCAAAAGAAUUCAAAUAUUUAUGAUCAUACUUGGCUAACCAGGGAACCACCUCAUGUGUCCGCCUUCGAUUUUGAUGAAACUAAUACAAGGGCUAGGCUGGGACGUGUAAUGAUCAAUUUUGGUGGAAUUUCGUGCUAAUUGCCCCUUCUGGCCGCUUUACAGGCGGCCAAAGUUUUUUGAGGUAGGCCACCCGCGGGUCCUGUCUGUCAAGAUUUUGCAUAAAACACCUGAAAUGGGCUAAUCUAGGCAAUUUCUUGACAAGUAGGAUUCGCGGGCUGCCUAUAUCAAAAGAAAAAGACUCCCAGAAACGGUGCCAAAAGGGGCAAUUAGCACAAAAUUUGGUAAGACUCGGUCUCUACACACCCGUGCCUAGCUCACGUACCAAAUUGGAGGCGGACAGAUGAGGUGGCCUCCUUGUAAGAUAGCUUUUUUGUGAAAAAUGUGUGGUUUUUAUUGACAAAUUAAACGCCUAGUGAUUUGUUUUAGCUGCAAAAGCUGGAAUAAUUUUCACGAUUUUUUUUUAUGAAUUCUUAUGGAUAGGCUAUUUUUGUAAAAAUAAUUGAAAUAAGUGAAAUUUAGAAGCAAAUAAAGUUGAUAAAAGGUGAAAUUCUCAAAAUAAUAUGUUUUUAUUCACUCAAAUAGUUGUAAAACGGUGAAUUAGAUUCCUAAAUUGUAAAUUUUUACAUCAAAAUGAUAAUAAUAUAGUUCAUUCACCUAUUUUUUACCAACCUUUCCUAUGAUUAUUUAUUUAAAUCUUUAAUAAAUAAAUUAAAUUUUAAAUAUUUAAUUGAAACCUUUUCCCAUGCAAUGAAUUUGAUUAAUUUUUAAGCUUGGCAUUAUUUAUUUUCACCUUGGCUAGCAUCGUUUAUUAUAAUUGUUUGAAUUAAUUUUAAUUUGUACGUACAACAGCAAAAUCGCCAACGUGCUUGAGCGCCGUAUCGAUGGGCCCACUGGUGCACAGUGGGGCGACAAUCGACUCGGCACCUUUGCAGAGCAGCCAGAUGUUGCCCUUUUCGUCCUCUACCACGACCGUCAUUCUUUUGCGUUCUUCGGAAAUAAUUUUCGAGUUUUAUUAGUGCUAUUUUUACAUUUACAACCGUACCUGACGUAAACUCGAUUGUCUCGAGUCGUUUCAACCGAAUGUUGCGGCCGUCGCUCAUCUUGAUUAUCAUCUCCUCCGUUAUCUCCCCCGUGUAUUGCGCGCCACACCUGCACAGUUAAACAAUAAAAGCGGCGAGUUCAAGACAAAAGGGCAAUUAAUUAAUUCAACACGCACCGCUGAGCAACCUCAACCAAGGCCUUUUCGUCCGGACUGGAGGCCUGGUACUCCAGGCUUGUGGCUCCUUUCGUCUGCUCCUGGGCGAUUUGCACCGAGUGACAGGCGGCUAGGGUCAAAUAGAAGAAUUCCACCUCGGGCUAAAACAAAAUAUUAAAUUGAUUUAAAGGAUUUUUUAAUUUAAUUAUUAGUUACUCACGGGAAGAGCAAACAUGGUUUUGACCGGAUCAGAGCUGUGCUCGUCAUAUCGGCGCAGGUGUCCGUUUAAUUCCUCGUAGCACACGGAAUUGAUUGAGCAUCUUCUGAAGAUCAUGUCGUUUUCGGUUAGAGUUCCGGUUUUGUCCGUAAAGAGAUACUCCACCUGAAUUUAAAUUAACUGAAGCCUCAACUUAAAAAUUUGACAUUUUUCUUACUUGGCCCAAUUCCUCAUUCAAAUCGGAAGUGUUGCAAAUUGCGAUUUCAUUAAGGUCCUCUGAAAACAUUUGAAGGUCCCAGCCGAAAAACACACUGCCGAGGAAUUUUUGCAACUCUGAAAUAUCAUUGAUUGCAUUUCAUUGUCAAUUUAUUCAAAAUUGUUACCCAUAGUCACGUAAAGGGAGAUCGGAAUGAUGUAGUUGAAAAUGACCACAAACGAGAAAAUGUCUUCAAUAAUUCUUCCCGCUUCAAUGAUAGGUCGUGGCGGCAUGUAGGCCGUGAACGCGUCUAUUCAAUUCACGUCAAUCUUUUUACAUUGCAAUAAUUAAUUUUAAAACCUUACCAAAUUCCUUAGUUGCUUCAAAGAUGUACUUGAGACCGCUGCACAGUGCCACUUCGAACACCAACAGGGACAAAAGGAAAAUCAGGAACUUGUUCACCGUUCUGCAAAGGAGAAUUCUCAAUUCUAUCCGAAAGGCCACUUUCAACUUUUGACCUACCUUUCGACCACCGAGUACUUCUUUACUGGCUUCUUCGAGUUCAUCGCCAACUUGGUGUCCUGGCCUGUGUAUAUGGUUGACCCUGAUUUGAAAUAAAUUUAUUCAUUGUUAAAACUGGA
This is a messenger RNA of Neocloeon triangulifer, 14013 nucleotides long. RefSeq names its product phosphatidylinositol-3-phosphatase SAC1 (gene Sac1). The record is from RefSeq and is a predicted model, not a curated record. Gene Ontology annotation, cellular component: endoplasmic reticulum. Gene Ontology annotation, biological process: phosphatidylinositol dephosphorylation. Lineage: Eukaryota; Metazoa; Arthropoda; Insecta; Ephemeroptera; Baetidae. The transcript is spliced from 13 exons. Gene Ontology annotation, molecular function: phosphatidylinositol-4-phosphate phosphatase activity. The coding region runs from base 558 to 2354 and encodes 598 amino acids.